Molecule: messenger RNA, 1991 nt
Organism: Lacerta agilis (Sand lizard)
Lineage: Eukaryota; Metazoa; Chordata; Lepidosauria; Squamata; Lacertidae
Gene: RNF180
Product: ring finger protein 180
Exons: 8
Coding region: 103-1869 (588 amino acids)
Biological process (GO): serotonin metabolic process; norepinephrine metabolic process; protein polyubiquitination
Cellular component (GO): endoplasmic reticulum membrane
Molecular function (GO): ubiquitin conjugating enzyme binding; ubiquitin protein ligase activity
Source: RefSeq, a predicted model, not a curated record
UGAUUUCGAGGCAGUUAACUUUAAAGCACAUUUAUAAUCGCAGCCUUGUUUUCUGGAUUACGUUUCAGUCAUUUAUAUACAGUUCAAAGAACCAGAGUUAAGAUGAAUAGCCAAGGUCAGGGUGACAUGCUUCGUUGCUGGAAGUGUCGAAAAUACGUAGCUAAUUCUGAUUGCCUCAUAAACGACCAAACUACAGAUUUGGUCUUUGAAGAACCUCACUCUUCUACUGCCUCUCAGGAUAUCUGUAAUGUAUGGCACAUGAACAUAGAAGCACUUCCAGAUUGGGUGACUCGUAUAAUAGAAAAUGCACAGUGGACAACUGGAAAACUGAACUGCCCAUUCUGUGGGGCCCGUCUGGGGGGUUUUAAUUUCGUCAAUAAUACAAAAUGCUCCUGUGGCCAAUUUACAAACAUCCAUCUUUGCAAGAGGCGAACUGACUACCAAACAGUUAGUUCAGUUACAUCAGCAAUAUCGCCACUGAAGCACUUGUCCCUUUGUAAAGUUCAUUCUGACUUUAACAACGAAAUAUGGCAGAGUGUGACAGGUGGAUCUUUGGAAGACAGAAAUCAAAGACUUCCAUAUGUAGCCAAAAAUAACAGUGGCAUUGGACGAUUAAUGGAGGCACUUUGCCUAGAGGUAAGAUCAACCAACUUUGAGAUGAACAGUAAAAAAAUACACUUCAAAGUGUCUAAUCCAAAAACAAGUAUUUCAGCUUCACUGGCUGUGAAUGACAAAUACACUGUAAAAGCUUUUCAUAGAAAAUCACAGAGUUUAGACAUGAACUUCAGAGAGAAGCUUGUUUUGCUGCCUACUUUAUAUGGAACUUCCACAGCUAAGAGACCUGUUUUCUCCAGGCAACAUGAAGCACAGCCUUUUUACACAAAGGGUUGCUUACAAUUAAAGUCCAGCAGAACACAUAAUUUUUUUCAUUUCCCACUUAAAUCAGAUGCUUGUGAGCUUCCAAACAAUUUUUCAGUUACUUCUUAUGGUGCAUUUGCACAAGAAGAGACAGAGUUUAAUCAUGGUUUAAAAGUUUCCAAACAGUAUCUUGAGAGCACUGCUGCUGACCAGCAGCUGUUCCUGUCUUCAUCAGAGAGUACUACAGAAGAAGAUACUGUGCAGAAGCACAUCACACCUCUUGGUCUUCUUCAGCCUUUCACAACUAUUGAUCAAAGGUUGAGCAAGAGAAAAAGGAACCAAUUGAACAGUUUGAGGAGAAAGAAAAGGUGGCCAGAGAGGUGGCCUCAGAAGCAGAUUCUCUUACCAGCAAGACUUUGGUCACGGAGCAAGGUUUCUACAAAAGCGCAGGAGCUAUCAAACUAUAAAUCACAGGCUAUGAAUACAGAAGAGGAGCACGAACACUGGCAAGAUAAGGAAAGCUACCUCUGUGCAGUGUGCCUGGAUGUUUAUUUUAAUCCUUACAUGUGCUAUCCCUGCCACCACAUCUUCUGUGAACCUUGCCUACGCACACUUGCCAAAGAUAAUCCAACCAGCACUCUGUGUCCUCUGUGCCGCACAGCAAUUGCCCAAGUUUUUUUCCAACCAGAACUGAACAAUUCAACAAAGGCUCACUUUCCUAUUGAAUAUUCAAAAUUAAAGGAAAACUUUCAAGAAUCCGGUUUAGCAAAAUGGCCCCUCCCUAGUUGCAGGAAGGCAUUCAGAGUUAUUGAAGGUUUUCAAAACACAGAUUCCUUUACGCGAAGGCAUUUCCCACAUGCUGCUCACAGGAUGGACUAUAUGGACUUUGAGGAUGAUAGCAGAGGAUUGCGAUUUGACAUGGAUAUGGUGAUAAUCUACAUUUAUUCCAUCAAUUGGGUUAUAGGAUUCAUUGUGUUCUGCUUUCUCUGCUAUUUUUUCUUUCCCUUUUAAGGACUUCUAUUUCCCAUUGUUUCAUUCAGCCAUCAGGCAUGGGAACAGACAUACCCUGAUGUAAAGAGCAUGUAGAAGACUUGGAUUUACUGUUUUAAAAAUUGAAAUGGUUAAAAUAUCAA